CCAGAAUUCACUUCAUUGUUUAUUAGCGCAAGCAGGUGUGCAAAAAAUUACCUUAAAAUCAUCUAUAAAUAAAUAAAUAUCAUACAAAAAUGGCUGCGAAAGUUUCAUCAGGCAAUAAUAAAGUCUUCCAAGCGGACGAUGUGCACAUCUCAUUUGAAGACCAACAAAAAAUCAAUCGUUUCGCCAAGCACAAUGCUCGAAUGGAUGAUCUCAAAAUGGAGUUGGACAUGAAAAAGAACGAUUUAAAGAGUGUCGAGGAGGCACUGGAUGAAAUAGAGCUUUUCGACGAAGACGAAGAAAUUCCAUUUUUGUUUGGUGAAGUUUUUCUCACACACAAAUUGACAAAAACGCAGGAAUUAUUAGCUGAGGUUAAAGAACAAACAUUAAAGGAAAUUGCGGCAAUUGAAGUGAAAGCUAAUGAAAUCAAAGCCGAAAUGAAUGAACUAAAAUCACAUCUUUAUCAACGUUUUGGCAGCAAUAUAUCGUUAGAGAGCGAGGAUUAGCUUAUAUGAAAUUGUAACAGUCAAUAAUUAGUAAGCAACUAAUAUUGAUUCAACAAAAUAAUACAAGCUUAAAAUUAAAUUAAAUAUUAAAGCUAUUCAGUCUGAGAGCCAAAUAUGAACAUGAGAUUGUCGCUUGCAUUUUCGAGGCAAGCAGCCUGAAAAUAUUCAUAAGUGUUUAAUAUAUUACACAAAUAUACCAAUAUUGAAAUGGAAA
Molecule: messenger RNA, 717 nt
Organism: Bactrocera latifrons
Lineage: Eukaryota; Metazoa; Arthropoda; Insecta; Diptera; Tephritidae
Gene: Pfdn4
Product: probable prefoldin subunit 4
Exons: 3
Coding region: 90-503 (137 amino acids)
Biological process (GO): protein folding
Cellular component (GO): prefoldin complex; cytoplasm
Source: RefSeq, a predicted model, not a curated record